Arabis nemorensis is the source of this 2715-nucleotide messenger RNA. The record is from the annotation of a GenBank genome assembly. Lineage: Eukaryota; Viridiplantae; Streptophyta; Magnoliopsida; Brassicales; Brassicaceae.
AUGGUGUAUAAAGUAUCGGCUCAGGCUAUUACUUGUGGUAUCUUUGUGCAAGGAGGGAAUAUCUCUAUGACUGUUACUUUUGUUUACGGAUUUAACAGUGUGGAGGAAAGACAGAGUUUAUGGGAGGAAUUGGUAUUUUGGAAUGAAACUACACCUGUUGCAAGGCAUCCUUGGGCAAUUGUUGGCGACUUUAAUCAGAUUAUACGGAUCACUCAGCAUUCAAAUCAUCAAAGGGAGCUCAUUGAUACGUCCGGGGUGAAUGAUUUUAACAUGGCUAUCCAAGAUUCAGAGGUGUUUGAGGCUCAAGCUAAAGGCCUCUGUUAUUCUUGGUGCAACAAUAAUGAUGAAAAUCCUAUAUCCAAAAAGAUUGAUCAUGCUUUUAUUAACCAGCAUUGGGCAUCAACGUUUCAGGACUCUUAUGCUGACUUUUUGGAACCGCAGCAAUCUGAUCACUCGCCUUGUUUGAUGUGCGUACCUUCUCUUCGGCUGCAGGUUAGCAAACCUUUCAAAUUCUUUCACCAUGUAAUUGAUCAUCCACAGUAUGAAGAAGUGGUUAGCGCAGCCUGGAAUUGUGGAUCUAUACAAGGUACAUGUCAGUUUAAGCUCAUGAGAUCUAUGAAACUUUUGAAGCAUGUCCUCAGGAGAUUAAAUAGACGGCACUACAGCGGUAUUUCUAAAAGAGUAAAAGCUCAGGCUGAGAAGAUAGCUGAAUUACAGAGGAGUUUGCUUACAAAUCCUAGUGUGAAUACUGCCCGUCAAGAGCAUCAGGCUAGAGAAAUAUGGUUGACACUUAUUAGAGCGGAGGAAAAGUUCUAUAGGCAAAAAUCAAGAGUUCAGUGGAUGCAUUUGGGAGACAGGAAUACACCGUUGUUUCAGAGGUCGGUGACUCAAAGAGCUUCACGGAAUCAUAUCCACUUCUUCAAAGACGACAGUGGAAGGAAAAUUGUAUCAAACGCAGAGAAAAAACAGCAUGCUGCUGUUUAUUUCCAGGAAGUACUAGGCUAUACCAGUCUCUCUACUUCGCCAUGCUCUAUCACUCAACUGCAACAGCUUCUCCCCUUUAGAUGUUUGGAGGUCCAAAUUGCAGCGCUGCAAAAAACAGUAUCUGAGGAGGAAGUUAAAGCAACAGUUUUUGCUUUGCCGUUCAAUAAAAGUCCAGGGCCUGACGGGUACUCAGUGGAGUUUCUUCGAGCUUCAUGGAACAUAGUGGGUGGUGAUGUAAUUGCAGCAGUGCAAGAGUUCUUCCGUAAUGGCAGGCUGUUAAAAGACCUCAACACCACAACCAUCGCACUAAUACCAAAAACGCCUGAAGCUUGUAAGUUGGGUGAAUAUAGACCGAUCAGUUGCUGCAACUUGGACAUGUCUGGCCUAGACAUGAACCCGGCUAAAUCAGAGCUCUUCUUUGGCGGAUAUUUGGCUAUUCAAACAGAGGUAUUGAGUGGCUUAUCGGACAUCAGAAUUGGAGCUUUCCCAACAAGAUAUCUCGGCCUCCCUUUGAAUCCCUCCAAAAUUACAUUUGCAACUCUACAACCAUUCCUGGAGAAAAUCACCAAUAAACUGCAUUCAUGGACUGUCAAAUCACUCUCCUUUGCCGGGAAAGUGACGUUGAUAUCAUCGGUGAUCUAUGGAAUGGUAAACUUUUGGAGCGCGGUGUUUGUAUUACCAAAGAGAUUCUAUGAAAAGGUUGAUUCUCUAUGUUCAGCUUUUUUGUGGAAAAACAAUACCACCUCGGCAGUAGGAGCAAGAGUUGCUUGGGAUGAUAUAUGCAAACCUAAGGCGGAAGGAGGGCUUGGGAUAAGGCUUCUAGCAGAAUUUGAAGUUGUAUUUCGAGUAAAACAAGUAUGGAACUUCUUCGCUAAUGCAGGAUCAUUGUGGGUGGCUUGGCUACAAGGAAAUAUUUUCCAUCGGAAAAGCUAUUGGAUUACCGAGGACUCGAACCGAUUCUCCAAAACGGCUUCUUUUUGGUUUGAUGCUUGGACAGAAUUGGGACCUUUAAUAACUUAUAUAGGAGAAGAAGGUCCAAGGAAACUUCAAGUGAGAAAGGAUGCGCGGGUUAUUGAAUCAACCAGAAAUGGGCAAUGGAGAAUGCCUGGUGCAAGAUCUGAGGAAAUACAGAAUUUCCUAAUGACACUAACGACUAUAGCGCCACCUGAGGUGUCUCGAGGUCGUGAUAUUUAUCUAUGGCGCAACGCGACAGGUACAUUCACUCAGACUUUUUCUUCCAAAGCAACGUGGGAGCAAUUACGGGUUCAUUCGGUCCCUGUUACAUGGUGUAAAACGGUUUGGUUCAAACAAUCAGUCCCGAAGUGUGCUUUUGUAACUUGGAUGGCAGUGCAGCAACGUCUACCAACAAGAGACAGGCUAAGGCUUUGGGGAAUGAAUGUUUCAUCGGCAUGUGUUCUUUGUUCAAAUGGAAUUGAAAGCCAUGAUCACCUAUUCUUUGGAUGCUCUUAUUCUUUGGAGAUUUGGCAGGAUCUAGCUUCUAGGAUAUGGCAAAAUCCUCCUCUAGACCUUAUGGCGGCAUCAACGUGGAUCCUACAGCCUCGUCAACCAACCCGGUCCGCAGCAACAAUAAUCAUCAAACUCAUCCUGCAAUCAACAAUCUAUCUGAUUUGGAAGGAGCGCAACUCUCGAAUCUUCACAACUACAAGCACACCUUCGACUUCGGUUAAGGCGAGCAUCGACCGUAUGAUUUGUCAUGGUCCAAUCCCAUAA